AUGGUUACUCUUUACUACUGGCUAGCUGCGUCUCUCGCUGUCAAUGAUCCGUUUUACGCCGUGCCAGAAAAUAUAAACACAUUAUCUCCCGGCGAAAUAAUAAGACACAGAGAACCGCCUUCGCGGAUAUCCGCUUACGGAUGGACUCCAGCUCAUGUGCAUAAAGCCUAUCAGAUUCUAUAUCGGACAACAGAUAGCCAACAGAAUCCUACUGCGGCUGUUUUGACAGCUCUUAUCCCUCCCGACGCCGAAUAUGAUAAGUUGGUAUCUUUGCAAAUGGCUGAGGAUUCUGCUACGAUUGAUUGCGGUCCAUCUUAUACGAUGCUCGUUUCAGCGCAGAGCAAUCCACUACUCACUUCCAAUAUCACGCAGCUUCAGUUGUUAUUCGCAGAGGCGGCGCUCGCUCAGAAAUGGAUUGUCAUCGUACCGGAUCAUGAGGGGCCAAAAGGAUCAUUUACGGCAACUAAAAUUACUGGCCAUGCAAUUCUCGACGGCAUCCGAGCUACGCUACAGUCGAAUCACAUCACGGGAAUUGAAUCGAACCCAAAGAUAGGGCUAUGGGGAUACUCUGGAGGAGCUGCUGCCACUCAAAUAGCAGUAGAGAUGCAAGAGCUUUAUGCACCUGAGCUGGAAAUCGCCGGUGCCGCCAUGGGGGGACUUUCAAGUAUCGGAGAUGCGAGUGAUAUCUUUAGCAUCAACAAGGGACCCAGUGCAGCGCUCAUACCAUCGGCGAUGCUUGGACUGGCGAGUCAGCAUCCGGAUCUACAGAAAUCUAUUGAACAGUCCCUGAAACCUCAGUUUCGAGAGGCCUUCUACAGCCCGUUGCACCAGUGUCUACAAGCAAGCACAUCGGUGUUUUCAAACCAGGAUAUUCUGGCCAUGUUUCAUGAUGAUUCGAUACCAAGAUUGACAACAGAGCUCAAUAAAGCAUGGAACGAAGAAACUGAUGACGACGAUUCCAAGAUUAAAGCUCCAAUGUAUGUCUAUCAGAGCGUCAUUGAUCACCUCUCUCCCAUUCAAGGUAUAGACGCCUUGGUGCACGACUAUUGCGAUCGGGGUUUCGCGGUCCAUUAUGAAAGAGCCAACUCGUCGAACUUGAGUCACGUCAAAUAUGGAGUUGUUGGGGUGUCGAAAGCAUUAUCGUGGUUGCAGGAUCGGCUUGACGGGAUUGAGGCGUGUCGUGGCUGCGUAAAUCACACAGACACUACUUCGACACUUGAUCCGCGUGUUGCUGCCCUUUAUCCUAAAAACAUUUCCGAUGCUUUAUAUGCAUUAGUUAAUGCUUAA
This is a messenger RNA of Trichoderma virens Gv29-8, 1287 nucleotides long. RefSeq lists its product as uncharacterized. Gene Ontology annotation, molecular function: triacylglycerol lipase activity. Gene Ontology annotation, biological process: lipid catabolic process. The record is from RefSeq and is a predicted model, not a curated record. The transcript is spliced from 2 exons. Lineage: Eukaryota; Fungi; Ascomycota; Sordariomycetes; Hypocreales; Hypocreaceae. The coding region runs from base 1 to 1287 and encodes 428 amino acids.